Molecule: messenger RNA, 1007 nt
Organism: Indicator indicator
Lineage: Eukaryota; Metazoa; Chordata; Aves; Piciformes; Indicatoridae
Gene: AKR7A2
Product: aldo-keto reductase family 7 member A2
Exons: 7
Coding region: 7-987 (326 amino acids)
Molecular function (GO): oxidoreductase activity
Source: RefSeq, a predicted model, not a curated record
GCGGCCAUGGCGGCAACCGGGGGAGUGCGGCCGGGAGUGGUGCUGGGAACCAUGGAAAUGGGGCGUCGGGCAGGGCCUGAAGUCAGCGCCACGCUUCUCCGUGCUUUUGUCCGGCGUGGUUAUCGCCUCCUCGACACCGCUUAUAUGUACGCGGGGGGAGAGUCGGAGAAAAUCUUAGGCGCGCUGCUGGCUGAUGGCACGGAGCCCGUGGAAGUUGCCACCAAAGCCAACCCCUGGGAUGGGAAGACUCUGAAGCCUGACAGUGUGCGAUCACAGCUGCACACAUCCUUGGAGAGGCUGAAGAGGAAGAGUGUGGAGCUCUUCUACCUCCAUGCCCCUGACCACGACACCCCAGUGGAGGAAACGCUGCGUGCCUGCAAUGAGCUGCACAAAGAAGGAAAGUUUAAAGAACUUGGUCUAUCAAACUAUGCUGCAUGGGAGGUGGCAGAAAUCUGCACCAUCUGCAAAUACAACAACUGGGUGAUGCCAACUGUCUACCAGGGCAUGUACAAUGCCACCACUCGCCAGGUGGAAGCUGAGCUCUUCCCAUGCCUGAGGUACUACGGACUGCGCUUCUACGCCUACAACCCACUGGCAGGAGGGCUGUUGACUGGCAAGUACAAGUAUGAAGACAAAGAGACACAGCCCACAGGAAGGUUUUUUGGGAACGACUGGGCUCAAGCCUACAGGAACAGGUACUGGAAGAAACACAAUUUUCAAGGCAUUGACUUAGUAGAAAGAGCUCUGAAAGAUGCUUACGGCUCCAGUGCGCCGAGCCUGACCUCUGCUGCUUUGCGUUGGCUGUACCAUCACUCCAAACUGCAGGGUUCUCUUGGAGAUGCAGUGAUUGUUGGGAUGUCCAACCUGGAGCAGCUAGAGCAGAACCUUGACUGCAGUGAGGAGGGCCCCCUGCUGCCAGCCGUGGUGGAGGCAUUUGACAAAGCCUGGAACCUGACUGCACACGACUGCCCCAACUACUUCCGCUAGAGCCCGGGGGAGGGGUGAGA